Molecule: messenger RNA, 1233 nt
Organism: Capsella rubella
Lineage: Eukaryota; Viridiplantae; Streptophyta; Magnoliopsida; Brassicales; Brassicaceae
Product: nitrile-specifier protein 5
Exons: 2
Coding region: 75-1055 (326 amino acids)
Biological process (GO): nitrile biosynthetic process
Cellular component (GO): cytosol; nucleus
Molecular function (GO): protein binding; enzyme regulator activity
Source: RefSeq, a predicted model, not a curated record
UCAAGAAGCAACCAUAGCCACUAAACUUUAUCAUUCUCUCUAAAAAGAUUAAUCUCUUUGGUCUGAAGAAGAAGAUGUGUCCUGUCGAGAACAAAUGGGUCAAGAUGGGUCAAAAAGGAGCUGGUCCUGGACCAAGAAGCUCACAUGCCAUGACCAUCGUUGGGAACAAAGUUUACUGUUUUGGUGGUGAGCUUAAGCCAACGAUUCAUAUCGACAACGAUCUUUACGUUUUCGAUCUCCAGAAUCAAGAAUGGUCUAUAGCUGCUGCAACAGGGGAGGCUCCUUUCCCCUGUUUUGGAGUCUCCAUGGUCACGAUCGGUUCAACGAUCUAUGUGUACGGUGGCCGUGACGAUCAGAGGAAGUACAACGGUUUGUAUUCUUUUGACACUUUGACUAAUGAGUGGAAGAUGUUGUCUCCUGUUGAAGAAGGGCUUCCUGGUCGUAGCUACCAUUCAAUGGCUUGUGAUGAUCGUAAAGUUUAUGUCUUUGGUGGUGUUACUGCUAAAGGACGUGUGAAUACGCUUCAUGCUUAUGAUGUUGUUGAUAAGAAAUGGGUUGAGUAUCCUGCAGCUGGGGAGGCUUGUAAAGGAAGAGGAGCACCAGGGCUUGUUGUUGUGGAAGGGAAGAUUUGGGUUUUGUUUGGGUUUGAUGGUAAUGAAUUGGGUGAUAUUCAUUGUUUUGAUCUUGCUAGUGUGCAAUGGAAGGCUGUGGAGACUACCGGGGAUGUACCGUCGGCGAGGAGUGUGUUUCCUGCGGUUUCUUAUGGGAAAUACAUUGUCAUAUAUGGUGGGGAAGAAGAGCCGCAUGAGCUUAUGCAUAUGGGAGCUGGGAAGAUGUGUGGUGAGGUUUACAAGCUUGAUACUGAGACGUUAGUGUGGGAGAGGAUUGUGUGUGGGAAUGAGGAGGAGAAACCGAGCCAACGAGGUUGGUGUGCGUUUACUAAAGCUGUUAAGGAUGGUGAGGAAGGUUUGUUGGUUCAUGGUGGGAAUUGUCCUACUAAUGAACGGCUUGAUGAUUUGGUGUUUUGGGGUUUCUCUCAUCUUAAUGUUAAUUAAUGUGUUGUUGGUUUGUGUUCUUUGUGUUGUAAACUGUUUAGUUUGUGUGUGUGUUGUUGUGUUAAGGAGUUUGUGUGGUGAUAUGUAACUUCUAAGUGUCUGAGUUAUGUGUUGAAAACUUUGCUACAUAUUCCAAAUAAUUUAUCAUGUUUGGUGUUUAGAUUUGUAACAUUCCUAU